Messenger RNA from Panicum hallii, 1440 nucleotides. Its product is annotated as protein N-terminal asparagine amidohydrolase. Gene Ontology annotation, biological process: ubiquitin-dependent protein catabolic process. The coding region runs from base 98 to 1126 and encodes 342 amino acids. The record is from RefSeq and is a predicted model, not a curated record. Lineage: Eukaryota; Viridiplantae; Streptophyta; Magnoliopsida; Poales; Poaceae. Gene Ontology annotation, molecular function: protein-N-terminal asparagine amidohydrolase activity. Gene Ontology annotation, cellular component: nucleus. The transcript is spliced from 9 exons.
GGAACUUCGUUCCCUUGCAGCUUGCACCUGCACGACUUUUUUUGGAGUCCGAGCCACCCUUUCCAGCUCCCCUCCGACUCGGACGGUCGCCGGCGCCAUGCUCCUCGUGGACGGCGAGCCCGUCCUCUCCACCUCCGCCGCCGCCGCCUCCCGCACGGGGGCCGUCGGGGUGGAGCUCGUGGCGGCGCUCGCGGGGCACCCCGGGCUCCGCGACGCGGCCGACCGGCUCAAGGCCACAUCGGAGACGCGGAUCUCCGCGGGGCGGGAGGGGGCGCCGAGGCACGUCUACGUCUUCCAGCGGGAGUACGCCACGGUGGAUCCGGCUCGCGUCGAGUUAGUGGGCACAGACGAGGCUACUACAUGCAUUGGUGUUGUAAUUCGCAACAACAGGACUGGAAUAACCUCCGUUAGCCAUAUGGAUUUCCCAAAAAUUGUGGAGGGAGGGCUCAAACAGAUGUUAGAAUUACUUGGUGAUGACAAUGCACCACUUGAUGUUCACCUUAUUGGUGGCUUUUCUGAUGCUUCCACAAAGGUAGUCCGUUCCUCUGGAAAGAAGCACAUCAAACAGGAAGGGUAUUCCUAUCCACUAUGUUGCAAAAUAGUUGAAGUGCUGCAUAAGUCCCAGCAACAAUUCCAUCUCCGGUCCUUCUGUGUCCUUGAGAAUAACACAACAACUGAUUCACUUGGGAAUACACUACCAGUAAUCGGUGGAUUUGUGGUUCAAACCACUUCUGGAGUUGUCACACCAGCAAGCUUUGACAUGAAUUCAAGGUGUCCAGAUGAAGUUGUCAGGAGAAUUCGCGUCAGUGUUUGUUCUUAUGAUCCAACAUGGCAAGGAAGGUUACUGGAGACUUAUGAUACUCAGUGUGAUGUUUUUCGAAUCGCACCUGCCUGCUGGAUGCCAAAUUGGGCCGAUAUAGCAUCCUCACUUAACCAGCUCUCAGAUUCUGAAGUCCUGAUGCAAUGCUCCACCUCUCCAGCUGCAGAACCACCUCAUUUUGUGGAAAAUGAAAGAAGGAUCUGGAAAUACUUGAUCAAUAACCCAGACUGGGAAGAGACGUUCCCCAAGCACAAGCCCCGGGUCUUCCAUAGGACCAGCGACGGAAGCUGGUCAAGGUACUCAUAGUGCAAGCCAAGGUGUUGCAUCGCUCUGUUAUCACUGGUGCCCGCACACAUGGAACCGGGAGAGUCUCCUCCCCCUCCCUUGAUUGGAACAGCAAAGAUUAUGUUCACCCACAAAAGUUUUCUUCACGCUGGGACCCGCGCCUCCGCUAAACAUUUCUUCACAGCGCCAUUUUACUUCACCUAGUUACCACCAGGAGUCCAUGGUAGGAGAUUGACUGAAGGAUUUGUGUGAAUUUUUCAAAAAGAUGUGUGGAAUACGGUUUGAACUCUUGAUUCUCUGAAUUUCAUGUGUUAAGCUUGGCUGGUUGGUACGAA